Molecule: messenger RNA, 5168 nt
Organism: Pristis pectinata (smalltooth sawfish)
Lineage: Eukaryota; Metazoa; Chordata; Chondrichthyes; Rhinopristiformes; Pristidae
Gene: nagpa
Product: N-acetylglucosamine-1-phosphodiester alpha-N-acetylglucosaminidase
Exons: 11
Coding region: 14-1861 (615 amino acids)
Source: RefSeq, a predicted model, not a curated record
GGGGGGGGGUUGAAUGGCGUCACGUGACCCGGGCGGGAUGGGAAUGGCGGCCGGCGGCUCCCGCUCGGUGUGGAGUCGGUCACCGCCGGGGAAAGGCUGCUGGCGCACCGGCCUGGCCCUCGGCGUCCUCUCGCUCUUCUGUACCGGUGGCGGAGUCACCGACGGGCCUUAUUUAAAUGAACUGUUUCCAUACUAUCCUUUGGAGCAUGGUUCGCGGAAUACUCAUAGAUACAUCAGAGAUUGUCAGCCUAUUGCGUUCGGGAAUAUUACACAUGAAACCUGGCCUGCAGAUAAAUCCACUGAUCUUCCCAUUGCUAAAUCUACUGUAUUUGUUUCAAAGUUUCCCACUGAUGAGGGAAAGCUUAAAACAGUCACUGGCCAUUUCACCUUUGUGAAUAACCCACUGAAAACAGUCUCAGUCUUGGAGCCACGAGAACCAGGAGGAUGUAGUCACUCGUACAGAGCAACAGUACAAGAAACUGCAAAAUCCAGGAAGUGUUUGGUGGCCCACAAUGGUGGAUUUUUUGACAUGGACAAAGGACGUUGCUUCGGUAAUGUUGUGAGUGACGGAAAACUGGUACAAAAUGGAAAUGGAAUUCAAAAUGCACAAUUUGGGAUCAAGAAGGAUGGCACUUUAGUAUUUGGAUAUCUAUCAGAAGAGGAGGUUCUGGAUCAAGAGAAUCCAUUUGUCCAACUAGUGAGUGGGGUAGUAUGGCUCCUGCGAAAUGGCACAAUUUAUAUUAAUGAGAGCCAAUCAGCCGAGUGUUCAGAGACUCAGAAAACAGGGUCUUUUGAAAAGUUUAUUAACGUAGUAUCUGCACGAAAUGCUGUAGGACAUGAUAAAUAUGGAAGGCUUAUUCUGUUCCAUGUUGAUGGACAGACUGAUGACAGGGGGCUAAAUCUCUGGGAAGUUGCAACAUUUUUAAAGAGCCAAGGGAUUAUUAAUGCCAUUAAUUUGGAUGGAGGGGGAUCAGCUACUCUGAUAUUCAAUGGAUCACUUGCAAGUUACCCAUCAGAUCACUGUUUAUCUGAUCCCAUGUGGCGCUGCCCUCGGGCUGUUUCCACAGUCAUAUGUGUACAUGAACCUGAAUGUGUACCUGCAGACUGCAGUGGACAUGGAGACUGUUUACUUGGAGAUUGUCACUGCACAGGUUUUUGGUCUGGAGCAUCAUGUAACUUACUUAACUGUGGACCUUUAAACUGUACCAUCCAUGGAAUCUGCUCUGAGGAUGGAUGUCGUUGUAAUGCUGGAUGGAUGGGAACCAACUGUACAGAUGUGUGCCACCUUGGCUUCUAUGGUGAUGGCUGUAGCCAAAAAUGUCACUGCAUGAAUGGUGGGACUUGUGACCCUGUUCACGGUGCCUGCACCUGUCAGCCAGGCUACCAUGGAGAGUUCUGUGAACAAGAAUGCCCCCGAGGGUGGUAUGGAUUGAAAUGCCAGCACUCUUGUCACUGCCCAAAUACAUGCCCGUGCCAUCCAGUGACUGGUAGUUGUAACAUCACCCAUGGUUCUGGAUUUAAUGACGACUUGUACAGAGUGCAUCAAUGUCUAGCUUCACAGACAUCUAAUAUCUGGAAAAACCAACAUGGCUUUGGAGAAGAUUCACAUUUAUUCAAAGAGAAAACUUGGCUAAUCAUAUCACUCACUCUCCUCAUCUUACUGUUACUGAGUACAGCAGGAAAUCUUUUCCAGUUUUGCCAAAGAAGUGUUUGCCCUGGAUUCUACAGCGAGUAUUCCUAUCAAAGACUCAACGAAUCUAAUGGAUUGACUUGUGUUGAUGUUCCAGAAAUUAUCCCAUUGAAACAGAAUGAUGUAUCAUUUGAAGAGGACAUCAGGAAUUCGGAAACUAUAAAUUUUUAGCAACUUUUGCACUACCAUGCCAACGUGGUCUUUUUGCUGCCUUGUUCUACUUUUGCCAAAGCAGCUGAAGUUUUCAUUGAAACUUGGGAGAACUUGAAUUGGUUUCUUGUGAAUUGCACCUUCUGUUAAUGGUCACUUGGACAUCACCCUCAGGAAUCGUAGCACUGUGAAAACAAAAUAUUCUACCUUGUAAGUGUGUAACUAAGUUUAAGUAGCUGCCAAAUAUACUUAAUUCACAUGCAGCAUUUCGAUUGUUGAGCAAAAUUGAAAGACAGUAAUGACAUGAUGUUGUCGUACUGAAAUAUUUUUGUAUGCCUUCUCAUUUAUGUCUUAAUUUUCUUCCUUCCCUUCCCCCCACCACCCCUAUCCCACCCCCUAGCCCUCCAAAGUGACCAUUACAAAUACCAAGGUUGUGGGCAUUUGGAAGAUUAAGGGGUGAAAUUUGCACGGCGUUAAGGGGAGCUGUUCAGCUUGGUACAGAAAAGCCAUACAUUGGUUGGGAAGCCUGGCCUAAAAUUUAGAGCCAAUCUGGUCUGGAAUGAUGUUACAAAUAUUUGAUACAUGUGAAGAAUGGUAGAAAUUUAAACUUUCUUCCACAACCAAAACUUGACAUUUAGUCAGUUGUUAAUUUUAAAUUUGAGAUUGUCAAAUAUUCUUUGUUAACCAAAGUUAUGAAGGCAGUUGGGUCAAUGGUGCACAUACACAAGUUAAUAGUGGAAGAACGUUACACUGAAAUUUGAUGCAAACUAUGCAUUUUUUAAUAUUUUAGCAGUUUUUAUUUAUGGUUUAGAUAUCUCUAAGCUUUAUGACACUUCAUGCAAUCUGUUGGCAUGAUCCAAAGAAAAGUGAAUGAUACAUCAUGAGUAAAUGGGGACUAACUGCUGGAUUAGACAUAGUUAUGUCCUGCUCUUGUCCUGUCACCAUGGUUUCUUAAUUUAAAAAGGAAAUAUUUGUAUGCACCUUGGAUUGCACAAUAAUUUUAUCUAUAACUGGAAAUUAUGCAUGUGUUCUUAUUCCCAUGAUUAACUGGCACAAAAAUGCAAGAGUUUAAGGAAUACUGCCACAAGAGAAGGGUUUCAUGUCUUUUCCAGUUUCCUUUUAAAAUGUGUAUCAGUAACUUAUUUUUAAAAUGUCUGAUUUUGAAAUGUAUUUGUGAAUGGGUGCUGCCUAGCUUUUUCCAACAGUUUGAGGAAACUGAAAUUUAUGAACCAGUGUCUAAUCAAGGACUCCCAGACUGCAUGUUACUAAAUGGAAAGAUGCAGUAAUCUGCCUUGUGCCCGUUGAUGUAUUCAAUGUGCUUGGUAUAUGUUGUGCAAGAUUCAGUUUUUGCACAAAGUAUCCUUGGGCCAGCCAGUGGGGAAAGUGCAAUAAAUUAGAUAUUCUGCCAUAAUCUGUUUUGCAGGUGAAUGCAAUUUUAAGCGUAUUACUUAACUAAGAAAGUUAUUUUAUCCUCUGAUUAUAUACUCCACUGAUUGUAUGUGUCGGCACAACAUUGUACGCCGAAGGGCCUGUACUGUGCUGCCAUGUUCUGUGUUCCUAUAAGAUACAGAAUUGUGGUGGAGGCUGAUACGAUAGGGUCUUUCAAGAGACUGUUAGAUCGGUACAUGGAGCUGAGUAAAAUAGAGGGCUAUGGGUAAGCCUAGUAAUUUCCAGGGUAGGAACAUGUUCGGCACAGCUUUGUGGGCCGAAGGGCCUGAAUUGUGCUGUAAUUGUUCUAUGUUCUAAGGAUGAUACCAAGAUCACAUCUGAAAAUAAUAAAAUGUGUAGGAAAGGGUACGACUACAAAAUGGAUAAGUUGCAGGACCAUUUCUCCAAGGACCCAAGUUUUGAUCGUCUCAAGACAGCUGGGGAAAUUUAAUUCCAAGUGGUUAAAUCUGGAAUUAAAGCUGGUCUCAAUAACUAUGAAACUACUGAAUUGUCAUAGAAACCCAUCUGGUUCACUAACGUCCUUCAGGGAAAGAAACCUACCAUCCCGGACUGGUCUGGCCAUCCUUUGACUCCAGGCUCACUGAAAUGGUUGACUCUGAUUUCUCAGUUUGCUGCAACCAGGAGUAGACAUAAAGUGUCGGCAUUUCCAGUGAUGUCCACAUCUUGCUGGUGAAUAAAUUUUUUAAAUAAUAAGGUAACAUCACUGCCAGUUUGCAAGGAGUCAUUCAAUCAGCUAUUUUGAGGUUUGGUGUGAUGACAAAGUCAGAUGAACAGUUCAAUGCGAGUUCAGAUCUUGCCAUUCCGAGGCUGUGAGGAUUUUGAGCACUAAGCAUUUAUACACCAGUUUACCUUUGUCCAGAUUUCAAUGAAACCUUGGAAAUUUUGCUCUAAAGAAGAAUAAAUCAAAAUGGUUGAACCAUUUUGGCUUCAGAGGUUUCAUUCUCCAAUGUGAAUGUACAUAUUUUAUGCUAGAACUUGGCAUAAAAAAUGUCUGGAAAUUCAUCCCCGAUCCUGCUGUGGAUGCAGUAUGUAGCAGGAUCAAUGUUCUCUACUCUACCUUGGUAAUUUUUUCACUUGAAUAAAUUUCAGAAGCAGCCUCUUAGAUAGCCACAAGAGUGAUAGAGAAACGUGAGGGCUAUGUGGGAGGGAAAGGUUAGAUAGAUCUUAGAGCAGGAUAAAAUGUCGGCACAACAUUGUGGGCCAAAGGGCCUGUACUGUGCUGUGUAGUGUUCUAUGUUCUACAUAGCACACGAACACUGCUACCAACGAGGUAUGAAUUUCUUGGCAAUAGUGCCAAAGUUACAAUGCAAAUUGCAUGGAAAAAUUUGCUUUUACAUCUGAAUAUUACAAAGGGAGAAAUUGUUCUACUAAUAACUAUUCCGUAUUGUACAUUAGUGUUCCUGGCUGGGGUUUAUCAAAUUAUCAGUCACGUUUUUAAAUUGUUUACAUUUACAUCUUUUAGACUGGAACAUUUUAGAUGAAAUGCUAAUAAAUAACAUGUAAAAAACUGGCAAUGUCUUUUGUAGAAAUAAUUGAGAUGGUUUACAAUUUAGCUGCGAUUCUGUGUUAAAAUAUACACAACUAACGUCUUGGAAAAUGGAUAUGUAGGUUUUUAAUCUUUUAACUGAAUGAAUAUAAAUUCCACCUUCUGCUUUAAGAUCCUCCAUAAAAUGCAAUACUCGGACUACAGUGAUAACCACUCUUCCAUUUUCGUGAUUUAGCUCUGCAUCCAUUUCUUCAGCUGGUCUCUAUGAAGCACCUUGGAAUAUGUUCUGGUGUCAUUAUGUACAGUAAUUGAAAAUGUUGAUGUGUGUGUUCAACUUAAAAAGACAAACUACCAAUAAACAUUGCAUCCCAUUUAGGUCACCGAGUAACAUAA